Mytilus trossulus (common blue mussel) is the source of this 1052-nucleotide messenger RNA. RefSeq lists its product as uncharacterized. The transcript has 2 exons. The coding region runs from base 5 to 931 and encodes 308 amino acids. The record is from RefSeq and is a predicted model, not a curated record. Lineage: Eukaryota; Metazoa; Mollusca; Bivalvia; Mytilida; Mytilidae.
AAGGAUGUCUUUAUGGCAAUAUUUAAUCAAUCAAAAAACUACAAGUGGAGAAUUAGACAAUUCUUUGGAUUCAUUACUGCCCGAUCCUAAUGUAGAAAAAGACGCUGAAACAGCGAAAACUGUCACCGUUGCAAAUUCAUCAGUUAAAGACGUUUUGCAGUCUCCUAACCGAAAAAGAAAACGUGGCGAAUAUUCAAAUAAUUCAUCCGAGCAGAGAGCUAAAAUAGCAAGAUAUGCUUGCGAACAUGGGAAUACCAGUGCUGCAAAACAUUUUUCUAAAUUGUUGGAUAAAACAAUAAAUGAAAGUACUGUUAGAUCUAUGAAAAAACAAUAUAUCGAUGAAAUGAACAAAACACCAGAGAAAAAAAUUGUGGAAUUGAGCAGAAGUCCGAAAGGUCGCCCAAAAUUACUUGGAAAAUACGACGAAGAAGUUGUGGAUUACGUCAAAAAACUUCGUGCAACGGGUGCAAUAGUAAACAAACAAAUUUUGAUAGCCUGUGCUACGGGAAUCUUGGAGCAUAAGUGCAGAAGUAUGCUACAGGAGAAUGGUGGACAUAUUUCUCUUCAUAGAUCUUGGGCCGAGUCUUUUCUUAGGAGAAUCGGUUUCAUUAAACGGAAAGGGACAAAAGCAGCACGCAAAGUGCCUGCUAAUUUUGAUGAACUUAGGGUAGAAUUUCUCGGCAGUGUUUCAAAAAUUAUAACUGAAAAUAACAUUCCCGAAGAAUUAGUGAUGAACUUUGACCAAACAAAUAUCAGUAUAAUUCCAUGUGGGAAUUGGACAAUGGUGGAAGAAGGGUCAAAGCAAGUUGAAAUUACUGGUCUCGAGGAUAAACGCCAGAUUACGGCUCUUUUAACAUGCACCAUGGCAGGGAAUUUACUCCCCCUCAACUACUGUAUCAAGGGAAAACUGAUCAAUGUCACCCUCCAGUGAAAUUUCCUAAAGGUUGGGAUAUUCAUCAUUCCGAAAACCACUGGUCAAACGAACAAACUAUGUUUUGAUUUAUUGACACUAUUCUAUUGCCGUACAUUCACGAACAACGUGACCGUUUAAA